Messenger RNA from Triticum turgidum subsp. durum (durum wheat), 429 nucleotides. Lineage: Eukaryota; Viridiplantae; Streptophyta; Magnoliopsida; Poales; Poaceae. The record is from the annotation of a GenBank genome assembly.
AUGUUUCUGAGCCGUCCCGAGCCGACCCCCGCCACCCUCUCCGAGGAGAUCCUGCUCUCCCCAUGGCGCCGAAUCCCCGCCGACGCUGCCUCCCUCUCCUCUUCCCUCUUGCGCGUACCCCGCCGCCCACCGCCAUCGACCCUUCCGCAAAACGCUCCCUUCCACAGCCAUGCCGCCGGGCGUCAAGUGUGUGCCCCGCGACCAGUUUGUAUUGAAGCAAGGAGGUGGCGACGGCUCGGGAUGCCACCAACGAAGGAGCAAGCGCAGGUCGGACAGCUUGGAGGAGGGGUAGAAUCGGAGAACUCCAUCGACGAGAAGGAGGAGAAGGAGCUGAGCCGGAAUUUGGUAGUAGCAGAGGGAAGUGAUGAGGUGCUGCAAGUGAUGAUGGGGAUGAACAGUAGGAUCAGGAAAUGGGACGUGAGGGGUUAA